Messenger RNA from Sciurus carolinensis (gray squirrel), 1260 nucleotides. Its product is annotated as putative serine protease 47. Gene Ontology annotation, biological process: proteolysis. The transcript has 7 exons. Lineage: Eukaryota; Metazoa; Chordata; Mammalia; Rodentia; Sciuridae. The record is from RefSeq and is a predicted model, not a curated record. Bases 1 to 1260 code for a protein of 419 amino acids. Gene Ontology annotation, molecular function: serine-type endopeptidase activity; nucleic acid binding.
AUGUGCGGGAAGCCCAAGGUGAUAGGGAAGGUGUACGGUGGCCACGAUGCAGUGGCUGGCCAGUGGCCAUGGAAGGCCAGCCUGCUCUACCAGGGCUGGCACCUCUGCGGAGCUGUCCUCAUUGACUCCUACUGGCUACUUUCCACUGCCCACUGCUUUCUCAACACAUCCCAGGCACCACAGGACUACCAGGCCCAAUUUGGGAACACCCAGCUGUACCAGCAAACCCAGUACACCCAGAAGAUGCCUGUGAACAAGAUUAUCCCACAUCCAGACUUUGAGAAGUUCUAUGCCUUUGGGAGUGACAUAGCCAUGUUGAAGCUGCUCCUGCCUGUGAACAUCACACCCUAUGUCAUUCCUGCCUGCCUCCCUCCUGCAGACAUGCAGAUGCCCACUCACACGUCCUGUUGGAUAACUGGCUGGGGAAGGCUCUCUGAGAAGACACCACUGCUACCACCCUACUCUCUCCAGGAAGCUAAGGUGAACCUUGUGGAGAGCACAUUCUGCAAUACCAUCUAUGGGCAGACAACUGGAAAAGGCAAGGACUACUCUGUGCAUGAAGAGAUGCUGUGUGCAGGGGAAUUCUCAGCAGGAAAGGCUAUCUGCCAAGGUGAUUCUGGGAGUCCUCUUGUCUGCUAUGGCUCCAAUGCCUGGGUCCCAGUAGGGCUGGUCAGCUGGGGCCUGGACUGCUGGCAUCCUGUCUACCCCAGCGUCUUCACCAGGGUCGCCUACUUCAUUGACUGGAUCAAUGAAGUCAGGAGGCUGAGUCCUCCACCAGACCCUCCUCCCAUAGACAUUCCACGAAAGCCUCUGAGGGCUUCUGGCUCACUCCAGUCCUACAGCACCCUCGUGAGCUCACAGACCUGGCUCCUCCUGCCAUUUAUCCUCAAGAUUCAGCUGGCUGGUGCUGGGGGCCUGGGCAUCAUCCAUCCUGGCCUGCAGAUCGCCAUUUUGGACUAUCCAUCUUCUGAACAAGUCUUAAACGAAAUACAAAACAAGACCACCGAUGCCUCGCUCAGGAAGUACUUGGAGGACUUUCAGGACAUGGAGGAGGCCAUGGUCAUCACUGGCCACCAGACCUGCAAGUUCCAUGGCUACGGCUUCACGACCAUGGCUGACUGGGCAGCAGCUGAGAGGGUUGUGAAGACCCCAACCCAAUCAUUGAUGGGCGGAAGGCCAACCUCAUUAUUUCCCACAGUCUUCAUUUAUGUCGUUGGUAUUAGAUCUGGAGGGCUUCUUUCUUUUUACUUUCUUCCUUGA